Molecule: messenger RNA, 1569 nt
Organism: Cladophialophora psammophila CBS 110553
Lineage: Eukaryota; Fungi; Ascomycota; Eurotiomycetes; Chaetothyriales; Herpotrichiellaceae
Exons: 1
Coding region: 1-1569 (522 amino acids)
Biological process (GO): autophagosome assembly
Cellular component (GO): phagophore assembly site
Source: RefSeq, a predicted model, not a curated record
AUGGCCGAAAUCGAGAACCACUUCACGGUCUUCAUCCGUCUGCCCUUCAACCGGGGUGACUUUGUUGAUCCUCCCCCUGUAGCCUGGUCUGCUGCCAAAGAGCGAGCACUAUGGGAUGUCAUGUCCCGCCAAUCUAAGAACAAUGAAAUCGACUGGAAGGCUCUAUCAGAGAAAUUCGAAGUGACCCAGACCUUCCUCCUCCAGCAAGCUGCAUGGCUCUAUGAGCGACAGCUGUCCCAUGUUCGAGCCCAGAUGCGCCGGGUAGGAAACAGACAAUCCGCCACGCCAUCCCCCGCUCCAGGAUCAGCUUCAGCCAGCAUGGUGGGCGGCCAGACGAUGAAGAGAGCUGGAAGUGGUGGGUCACGUGUCCCUUCACGCUUGUCCACGCAGCACCUUGGAAGUCCUGUUGCGGGGGGAGGAGACAGUACGCCGGGAACUCCUGCUAAAAGCAGGACUUCUCUACCAUUUCGGAACCCCCCGGGGGCUGUUGGGGCUGCGGGUGGUCCACAGUCCAGAGUGGCUUCUGGAUCGUCGAGGCCAUUAUCAAGGCAGUCUUCCAAGGACGCAGAGGCACCGCAGUCCAGAAGGGGCAGUAUUCAACAUCCAUUGGCAAGAUCACCAGGACAGACGCGGAGUAACCAGCCUCAAUCAUCCGACUCGGAAGAUGAUAUGACUCAAUCCCGUAUUAUGGCUCGUCGACCAAACCCGUCGUCCAUGCACCGCCGAGUUCUAUCCUAUCGAAAGGAGCUCCAAUCCCAGAAAGGAACCGCCACCAAUCCGGAUGACAAAAGUCUUGUCCAAAGCCCACUUCCACAAGAAGAGGAUGACGACGAUGAUGACGAGCCCUCUUUCCUUCCCUUUGCCAAUCCCGCUUCCGAAGGCAAAGCUCGGCCAUCGUCUUCUUCCCAACAGGAUCCCAGCGCAACGCUGCGAGGCGCCUUACAAACACAGAGACCCGGCAUCAACCGACGCACGACAUCUGAACGCAUAGCCUCGUCUCCAACCAUCGAGCCACCUACCCCCCUUCAAACGCAACGAAAUCCGUCAAAUCUGACAUCCCCGACCUCAUCCCUCUCUUCCCCUACCCGGUCCACUGCUGCAAACACAACCUUAGCCCGACCCACACCUCGAAUCGAUGGUCAAAACUCCACUCAGGUCCACCUGGCGACACAGCCGCCGGUCAUUCCCAGGCUCGGCACGCCACUGUCUCCCCCUCACCGUGCCCUCCUGCAUAGCCACUCCCAAUCGGCAUCAGCAACCGCAUCCCCUCGCCGCCAUGGCACAGGUCCGGGGUCUGACACGUCGCCUUCUAUGGGUUCGUCCUUCUCCGACCUCGAUGACACAAGUGUGACGCAGUCGGCACUGGAAGAAGCAUUGUUGAGUGGAAUGGGGAAUACCACUAUGACGACGCAUUUUGGAGGGUUUGGGGGGAGGGUCACGAGCGGGAUUGGGCAGGCUCUAAGGUCGAGGUACUUUGAUGCGAGAGGUAGUGAAGGCCAUGGUCGAGGAGGCGGAGGUGGAGGAGGUACUGGCGGUGCCGCUGCAACUGGUAAUGUGAGUGAAAGAUGA